CAAUAGCAAAGGGGCGUUAAAAGGGACGCCAUAUUGAUAUAUCCGUUUAGAGAAAGUAACAAAUAUCAUAGGGCCAAAAUAAUUGAAAUAAUCCUAGCCAUCCGGCGACGUAUCAACGAAAUAUAAAUAUAGAACGUAUCUAGACUCUUUCAAAAUUAAUUUGUACUUUUUAUUUUAAUUUUUUGUGACUCUGAAGCGUAUAAGGAGCCUUUUGUUUACAGCUAGUAUCCUUACGGGAAAACGUAGACGAUGACGAAGGACGAUGAGUAUGAUUAUUUAUUUAAAGUUGUUUUGAUUGGUGACUCUGGUGUUGGCAAGAGUAACCUGUUAUCGAGGUUUACCCGAAAUGAAUUCAAUUUGGAAAGUAAAAGUACUAUUGGUGUAGAAUUUGCCACUAGGAGUAUCCAAGUAGAUGGAAAAACUAUAAAAGCUCAGAUAUGGGACACUGCAGGUCAGGAGCGAUACCGAGCAAUUACUAGUGCAUAUUACAGAGGAGCAGUAGGAGCACUACUAGUCUAUGAUAUUGCCAAACAUUUGACUUAUGAAAAUGUAGAAAGAUGGUUAAAAGAAUUGCGAGACCAUGCAGACAGUAAUAUAGUCAUUAUGUUGGUUGGCAAUAAAAGUGAUCUUAGGCAUCUACGAGCUGUACCAACAGAUGAAGCCAAAGCAUUUGCAGAGAAACACAACCUUUCCUUCAUAGAAACAUCAGCUUUAGAUUCAACUAAUGUGGAAGCAGCCUUUCAAAAUAUCUUAACAGAAAUUUACAAAAUUGUUUCUCAGAAACAGAUCCGUGAAAGUCCAGAUGACGAUAACUCAAUCAGUGCAAAUGUCCAGACGAUCACUGUUGCUCCAACAGAUAAUUCUACAGGAGGGAAAAAGCAAUGUUGUGCUGCGUAACCCCCUAUGUAUAGGAAAAGAAAAGACUGGCUGCAGAGACCCAACAGAAACACUGUGACAAAGGGAGGGGUGGGGAGGGGAGGGGGGCAAGGGAGUGGGUGAAAGCAGGCAGGCCGCUGGCUAGACAGGGGUGAAGGGGGUGGAGCAGACACACUUGUAAACCGCUCUUGCAACAUUUACUGACUCACAGAUGGUGUGACAGAUAUAUUGCCUCUGUUAUGUCUACUACUCUUUACUACUUUAGUACUUGUCAUAGCAGCCUGGAUUCCAGUGCGGAUGGAAAGCAAUAAUCGCAUGGUCAUUUGGUCAUCACAUUCACAAGAUGUGCAUGACUGCGUCUGUACAUAUUAUCUCCAUGGCUUCACUGAAUACGAUUGUGCAGCUAAGUGAAUUGUGUGAUCUUCUGAUCUCUUAGGCUCUAUGUUCGCUUUUUAAGUUUUAUUAUUAUUAUUAUUAUUAUUAUUAUUAUUAAUAUAAAAAUCUGUCCAUUCCUCCUUAUAUUAUUUAUUUCAAAUCAGAAAUAUUAUUCAUAAUAAUCUUCUCUACAGAUUGAAACCAAACAUUCUCUAACAAACAAACAAACAAAAAAAAGGAAAAAAAAAAACUGUUUCAAAAUCUCAAUGACCUCUUAAUCUUUUUGAAGAAAAAAAUGUAGUUGAGCAUCAUCUUAUGUUUUUUUCUUUAAAUCUGCAAUGACAAACAACCUUAAGAAAAUCGUAGGAAGCUGUUAAUGUAUUUUUUUUUUCUUUCUGUCCUAUCUCAGAAACUAAAUUCUGUUAAAAAAAAAAAAAAAAAAAAAAAAUCUGCUUGAUAAAUUUGCCCUUAAUUCUGUUAACCACCAAUAACUAUGCAUCUAUUUUAUUCAUUUUUCUUACCCCCCUCUUCUAGCGAUUAUAAUAAAUAAUUUAAACAUUUAAAUAAAUUAAUGAUACUUUGAUGAGAUAUUUUUCUGUAGUGUUUUCUGUUUAUAAUUGAUGACCCCCAAAUGAGAUGUCGUUUGGGCCAAGUUUUUCUCUGAACAGUCCAAGCAGCCAACCAACUAAUCAAGCAAAACUUUGUUUUUUUUUAAUUUUAAUUUCUUACUUGCUCCACUUGAGCUUCUCUCAACUUGAAACCUAAAAUGAUGUUUAACCAUUACCGAUUCGAUAACUUUCUUUCUGCUCAAUCCAUCGACUUCCUGCUCUUCUUGGAUGUUAUGCUGUUUGGCAAGGUUACUUUAGUGCAGAAGUGGCUGUCUUUCAUAUAAUUCUGUGUGAGUGUAUAUAAAAUCUCAUUUCUGGUUAUGAGUAUUUCAAGAUCCUGUUAAAAAUCCAAUCGAGUGAAGGCCUUGCUUUCUCUCACUCUCCCCCCCCCCGUCUCUUAAUCCCUCCUUAUGGUUCAACUUCAGCCUAGUUUCAUAGUUAUAUGUUUCUAUAACAGCUGUUUCUUUUUCCUUUUUUUUUUUUUUUUGUCUGGCAAAUGGCUGCUCUGCACUAAUAGUUUGGAUUGACCAAGUAUAUUUUGCAAAGUCUUAUGAACUACUUGUAAAAGGUAGUGCAACUGUCAUUAUAUAUACAUAUAUAUAUAUAUAUAUAUAUAUAUAUAUAUAUAUAUAUAUAUAUAUAAUGUGUGUGUGUCAUAUGUAUGUAAAAUCUUACAUGAGUGCAUAUAUGUAGAAUGGAGUUUGAGUGGUUGAAAUAAAUAAAUAAAUGGCAGAGUUGGUUUCAUGGUUGUGUCAUCUCCAUUGUGUGAAGUCUCUAAGUAUAUAAUAAUAAUAAUAAUAAUAAUUCUGUACAAAAUGUAUUUUGACAUAAAAAGUCUACAGUUUUUUUGUUUUUUUUUUCUCCCCAAUAUAAUUUGUUACCAAGGGAUUUUCUUUAAUUACAUCAUCUGGAAAGGGAAGGUUUGGAGGGAGAGAGAUGAAACAUAAAA
This is a messenger RNA of Octopus sinensis (East Asian common octopus), 2808 nucleotides long. RefSeq names its product ras-related protein Rab-11B. Gene Ontology annotation, molecular function: GTP binding; GTPase activity. Gene Ontology annotation, biological process: exocytosis. Gene Ontology annotation, cellular component: recycling endosome. NCBI's taxonomy places the organism in Eukaryota, Metazoa, Mollusca, Cephalopoda, Octopoda, Octopodidae. The coding region runs from base 250 to 897 and encodes 215 amino acids. The record is from RefSeq and is a predicted model, not a curated record. The transcript has 6 exons.